CAAAGUGCCACUUUUUUCGCUGUUGGUCAUCUCUCGGACACCUGCCCACAGGCUUACUCUCUUUUAGCAAUGUGGUGCGGUCGUGUGGCCCUGCGUCAGCUCCAACGGGUUGCUGUUGCUCCAUUAAAUGUUACCGGGGGUCUAACAGCUGCUAUGCAGAAGGCGAUGUCAACGCUGCCAAGAGUGUACGUCACCCGGCAGAUCCCACCUGAGGGACUGAGAAUCCUCCGUGAAUCAGGACAAGUGCAGUUUGAGCUGUGGGACUCUGAUGAUAUCCCCGUGCCAAGGAAAGAGCUGCUUCAAAAGGUCAAAGGGGUAGAUGCCCUGCUCUGCGUGCUCACAGAGAAGAUCGAUGCAGAACUAUUGGACGCUGCAGGUCCAAACCUGAAGGUCGUGAGCACCAUGUCAGUGGGCUUUGACCAUCUCUCUUUGGAGGAGCUGAAGAAAAGGGGAAUACGUGUGGGGUACACUCCAGAUGUUCUGACUGAUGCUGUGGCAGAGCUCACGGUGGCCCUGCUGCUCACCACCUCCAGGAGGCUCGUCGAGGCCACGCAUGAAGCCAAGACUGGUGGCUGGGGCACAUGGAGAACAAUGUGGCUGUGUGGGUAUGAGCUAGCCAAUAGCACUGUUGGUAUCUUUGGCUUGGGGAGGAUCGGGGUGGCCAUUGCUGAACGUCUGGCACCCUUCAAAGUGAAGAGGUUCAUUUACACAGAUGUAGAACCCAGACCUGAGCUGGCUGGUAUCAUUAAUGCAGAAUACGUUUCUAUGGAUGAAAUGGCCAAGCAGUCAGACUUCCUGGCUAUCUGCUGUGCUCUCACACCAGAGACCAAGGGAAUCUGCAACAAGGAUCUCUUCUCCAAGAUGAAGAAAACAUCCAUCUUCAUCAACAGUAGCAGAGGGGGUGUGGUAAACCAGGAAGACCUGUAUGAAGCUCUGUCCACUGGACAGAUUGCAGCAGCUGGCUUAGAUGUCACUGUCCCAGAGCCCUUGCCUACCAGCCACCCCCUGUUCACCCUCAAGAAUUGCGUGAUUCUGCCCCAUAUUGCUAGUGCCUCCUACUCAACCCGCAACGCCAUGUCUGCCCUGGCAGCCAACAACCUGCUGCUUGGCCUGAGGGGGGAGCCCAUGGUCAAAGGGCUGAAGCUCUGAGAAGCAACGGAUUUCCACCAACUACUGGCUAAAUAACUGGGCCAAUAAUUUUAUAGUCUUUAUCCUUUCCAUAGAUGACUGAGAUAAAACAAGGUGUUCUCAUUUUAUAACGGCGUGACUCUUUGUUGCCCUUUACCUUAGCUUUUCAGUCAACCCCAAACUGCAGCAUCUGCUUAUCAUGCAUCCCUGCACAUUUUAAUAAAAGUGUCACAAACAAGAAACAAAUUUAUUUUCAAUUAAUUCUAUACAACAGAUGGCACACAGUACAUCCUUCAUCACCUUUGACAUAACAGACAAACAUUUACAAUCUCCCAUAGUUCCAUUAUAUUAGGUAUACAUUAACAACAAUGAAAAAAAGAAACUCUUCAAUUUUGGCAUAUUAACAAAAGGCUAGCUUUUCAAGCUCAGGGGUGUAAGGCAAUGACUUCAUAAUCAGUGUAUGCCUUUUUAUAUUCGUAGAUUUUGGCAUGAUUCGAACGAGUCAGUGCAUUUUUCAAAGAUCCCCAUCUAAAAGACAGUAACAUGACAGGUUUUACUAGGCCACGGUGUGUUUGUGUGUGACAGGCCACUUUGGAUGAGCGCCGGCCUUGGCGAAUCUCUCCUCGUCGUCUAUACCCCCCUCCCCGUCUCUGCAGCUCAUUAUCAAGGAGCACGACAGCGAUGGCUCGCUCUUGAUAAUGGAGCUUUUCCUUUCCUGCGUGUGUAGGAAGGUGACAGUAGAGAACACACAAGAUGCAAAGAUAAGAUUUGAGAUCUAACUGUCGGGGGGGGGGGGGGGGGGCAUUUAAAUACCUAGGACAUGCCAAACGGGCUCUCAAAGUGACAUACGUCAUUGGUUCACUUGAAAAGGAAACCAUACCAAGGCUCGUGUUUACAGUGAAAACAUCCUAAUGGUCUUUGCACGAGGCAAAAAAACCAAUCUCUUUUGAACCGUCUCAAAUAGAACGGUGAGACUAACAGUGUAAAAACUCAACAAUAAGGUGCCAUCUAGAAACGUCCACAACAACACUGCGACUCUUAACUCAGUGACCAUGUGAGCGACAAACUACCGCAAGGAAAACAAAAUUCCACAACAAACAAACAAAAAAAAGCAAACAUACAAGCAAACAAUUAUUCUUUAAGUCCAUUAAAAAGAUAAAGUUUACAGAGCUGCACCAACGCUGGUCCCGUUACCCAAACUCUCCACACACUUCUGCAACUACUGGCCUUGUCAAAAACGUUCUUCUUCUUUUGUGGUGGUUUGCCGCUGACGUAACAGCAUGGGUGACUGUUUAAUUCUGAACGGCUCUCUGGUGUUCAGAGUACUCAUGGAGCGUUGCUACGGGUGACGGUAAGGCGAGCAAACACGAUAAGCCUCAGGACAGCAACCCGGGCUCUGAACUUCAAUUCCUUACAGACACAAGGCAAUCUGGUUUUUCGGCAUGAAAGCAUCCCCCCCCCCUUUGUACCUGGCCAAUCACCCCGCUCUCUGAGUCGUCCCGGUCGCUGCUCCACCCCCUCUGCUGAUCCGGGGAGGAGUGCAGACUACCACAUGUCUCCUCCGAUACACGUGGAGUCGCCAGCCGCUUCUUUUCACCCGACAGUGAGUUUUCCCAGGGGGACGUAGCGCGUGGGAGGAUCAUGCUACCCCCCCCCAAACAGACCGACCAGAGGAGGCGCUAGUGAAGCGACCAGGACACACACCCACAUCCGGCUUCCCACCUGCAGACACGCCCGACCAAGCCGGCGCUAAACACGGGGAUUCGAACCGGCGAUCCCCCGUGUCGGUAGGCAACGGAAUAGACCGCUACGCUACCCGAAUGCCCAGGCUUGAAAGCAUUUCUAACGAGAUAAACAGUCAAGUAUCAGCAACAGCUCACAAUUGGGUGAAGCUGAAAGUGUUCUCCAUCCAGCUCUUCACAUUUUAGCAAAUUAAGCCUGGCCCUGAAAACUCUCUGGAAAAGCGUAAAGAAGUAAAUACGUUUCAAAAACACCGAAAAGAGGAAAAAAAAAGUGAAACAUUUUUUUUGCUAUUCUAGGACAUCAGAAUUUGCAAAAUUCUGGACUUUCUCCGUCUUGCGGUUACAUAAUUUACACGUGUGUUGGGGGAGGCCCGCGGGGCGCGUUAAACGGUAAAGAUACUUCCGGCGCCACAAGCCGACUCCGGUUUGACUUCCUGUCCGGAACGCUGAGAGGCGCGCACCUCACGGCAACACACGUUAUUCAUAAACUCACAACGUGACUCGGUCUAGCAACUGGGUAAAUGUGUAGGCGGAUAAUUGAAAUACGGCAAAAGCGACACAGUUUAACAUUCCAGUGACAAUAUUUGCUUUGUUUCGGGUCAUCGUGAAUAAUAGUGAUUUGUCCUAGUGCUUUUGCUAUGCGUUAAGACAGUGUUUCUCAACAGGGGGUCCGCGGACCCCUAGUGGUCCGUGGUGUAAUUGCAAGGGGUCCGUGAAAAUAAAAUAUCUUUAAAAAAAAGAUCCUAUGACAUUUACAGAAAUAGGAUUAUUUUACUCAAAUGUGACUGAGACCUUUAUCUACCUAAACUAUAAAGGGUAAUAGGGCUUUUUUCUCUAAUUACAUCUGUUUCACAAGUGUAAUUUAUUGUAUUUUAAUAAGAG
Messenger RNA from Lampris incognitus (smalleye Pacific opah), 3752 nucleotides. It is a transcript of the gene grhprb, whose product is annotated as glyoxylate reductase/hydroxypyruvate reductase b. The transcript has 9 exons. Lineage: Eukaryota; Metazoa; Chordata; Actinopteri; Lampriformes; Lampridae. Gene Ontology annotation, molecular function: glyoxylate reductase (NADPH) activity; NAD binding; hydroxypyruvate reductase [NAD(P)H] activity. The coding region runs from base 70 to 1149 and encodes 359 amino acids. The record is from RefSeq and is a predicted model, not a curated record. Gene Ontology annotation, cellular component: cytosol.